Messenger RNA from Phytophthora nicotianae INRA-310, 180 nucleotides. RefSeq lists its product as hypothetical. Lineage: Eukaryota; Oomycota; Peronosporomycetes; Peronosporales; Peronosporaceae. The transcript has a single exon. The coding region runs from base 1 to 180 and encodes 59 amino acids. The record is from RefSeq and is a predicted model, not a curated record.
AUGAGCAUGCGUCCGGCCGCUUCCUCCACUCCGACACCACCCACCAGCAGUCAUGCAAGCCCCAGUGUGUCGUCCAAGCUGGGCGUUGCCCUUUCUGGUGAAAGAAGGCUGCUUGUGUUGCUGAGACCGGAUUCGGAAGGCCACAGUGACAUGGAUUCCAAAAUUCAAACACAUUUUUAA